AUGGACACCCCCGAGGGUAGUAGUCCACUGGCCGAGCUGGUGAGUCGCAUGGGUUGGCAUCAUGUGUACAUCGCAGGCACGGCCGUACUGGUCGUCGCGCUCGUCGCCGUCGUUCUCUUCCUUUCCUCCCGCCGGGGCAAGAUCGACUACAACAGCGGUAUCUUCCCCUACGUGAAAUUCGUCUACGCAAAUUUUCUCAAGCCUCAUCAGGAGAGCGGGGAGGGUCAGCAGGGUGCCUUGGAGAGUUUCUACAAGACCCAGGUAUGA
Molecule: messenger RNA, 267 nt
Organism: Aspergillus melleus
Lineage: Eukaryota; Fungi; Ascomycota; Eurotiomycetes; Eurotiales; Aspergillaceae
Exons: 1
Coding region: 1-267 (88 amino acids)
Source: RefSeq, a predicted model, not a curated record